AUGCUACCAUCUGAGGAAGCAGUUACCACCAUCUUUCCCAACCCUCUGCAGCAGAAGUUGCAACCAGCAGACCCCGCCCCUACGAAGCGCCAACCCUUUCCAGCAUGGAGCGCGAUUGAAGAAACCAAGAAAGCUACCAACGCCGUAGCCUCCGAAGCAGCCCGGGAGUUUGACCUCGCCAGCCAAAAAGCGCAGUCGAAGACUGGUCAUAUUGAGCCAUGGAGUGGGAAAUAUUAUGCGGCGUGUACGUUUGGUGGAUUGUUGGCUUGCGGCUUGACACAUACCGCCGUGACGCCGUUGGAUUUGAUCAAGUGUCGGCGACAGGUUGAUGCGAAGCUGUACAAGAGUAACUUGGAGGCAUUCAGCAAGAUUCGUGCAGCGGAAGGGAUGAGGGGUGUGUUUACGGGUUGGAGUCCGACGUUCUUUGGAUAUAGCGCUCAAGGUGCUUUCAAAUAUGGCGGAUACGAAUACUUCAAGAAGUUCUACAGUGACCUCGUCGGUCCCGAGAAAGCUGCGAAGUGGAAGACAUCGUUAUACUUGACGGCUAGUGCAUCAGCUGAAUUGAUCGCGGAUGUUGCGCUGUGUCCAUUCGAAGCUGUCAAGGUGCGCACGCAAACGACGAUUCCACCGGACAUUCGUGGAACCUUUACCGGACUAGCAAAUGUCAUUUCGAAAGAGGGUUACGGCGGGUAUUCAAACUAUACUAACAAAACCAGUCUGUACAAGGGUCUGUACCCCCUCUGGGGCCGCCAAAUCCCCUACACCAUGAUGAAGUUCGCCUCUUUCGAAACCAUCGUCGAGAAGAUCUACUCCUACCUCCCGGGCCAGAAAUCCGACUACAACAAAGGCGCACAAACCGCAGUCGCAUUUGGCGGUGGUUACCUAGCUGGCAUUCUCUGCGCGGUGAUCUCGCACCCAGCGGAUGUGAUGGUGAGUAAGUUGAACGCGGGUCGGAAGCCGGGCGAGGCAUUUGGCGCUGCAAUUGGUCGAAUCUACAAGGACAUCGGAUUUGGAGGCUUGUGGAAUGGAUUGUUUGUGAGGAUUGUUAUGGUUGGAACCUUGACCGGCCUGCAAUGGAUGAUCUACGACUCAUUCAAAAUCUUCAUGGGCCUCCCGACGACCGGCGGCGGCCAAGAAAAGCAGACAAAAUAGACAUCGUAUAAAAGGCACAGUUGUAGUUAGUCGAUACAUUCAUGUCACUUUCAAUCUCAAGUAGGGAUAAACACUCCCG
Molecule: messenger RNA, 1231 nt
Organism: Aspergillus ruber CBS 135680
Lineage: Eukaryota; Fungi; Ascomycota; Eurotiomycetes; Eurotiales; Aspergillaceae
Product: putative mitochondrial phosphate carrier protein
Exons: 5
Coding region: 1-1152 (383 amino acids)
Biological process (GO): mitochondrial phosphate ion transmembrane transport
Cellular component (GO): mitochondrial inner membrane
Molecular function (GO): phosphate transmembrane transporter activity
Source: RefSeq, a predicted model, not a curated record